Bemisia tabaci is the source of this 5255-nucleotide messenger RNA. It is a transcript of the gene orb2, whose product is annotated as cytoplasmic polyadenylation element-binding protein orb2. Gene Ontology annotation, molecular function: mRNA regulatory element binding translation repressor activity; mRNA 3'-UTR binding; translation factor activity, RNA binding. Gene Ontology annotation, biological process: negative regulation of cytoplasmic translation. Gene Ontology annotation, cellular component: synapse; neuron projection; nucleus. Lineage: Eukaryota; Metazoa; Arthropoda; Insecta; Hemiptera; Aleyrodidae. The record is from RefSeq and is a predicted model, not a curated record.
GAUUGCUAAAGUCGACGUUGGGUUGACGUAGGUACGUGGUACUGAUAAUAACCCAAGUCAACCCCCUGAUAAUAGAACAACGGUACAAGUGCGUUUUUUAAAUUUAGUUUAAUAUUCUAAUGGGGGAUUACAAGUUCAGUGUCAAUUCUAGUGUAGUGACUUCUGUGGAUUUUCCUGUGAGUACGUCCAACUCCCUAUUUUUCACCACUCCUACUUCAGUGCCGGACAGCUUAGCCAAUUUCCAACACCCUUCAAUUAUGCAAGAUGACUUAAUCAUCGAAAAAUCGUCGCGCGUCAUCAAAACCCAAAAUGAUGUGAACGAAGAUCUAUCCAAAUCCAAAGACGACUGCAUAUCUUUAGUUAAUAUCGGGAACGGUACGAGUGAUAAGCCUAACGAUCAGAAUCAAGUAGGAACUGUUGUUUCAGCACCGUUGCAAUUACCAAGUGGCUUUGCUGUUUCCGAACCGGUUAUCAAUUCUACUAACUCUACGUCAGGUACUCUCUGGUCAGCUGCUCCAAUCGAAGACACACUCAUGCAUAGCUUGAAUGUGCCCGGUGUCAACGGCACCUUAACGUUUCAGAAUUUUCCUCAGACGAAUCCUAAUACCCUCUACAAUUCUAGUCUCGGUCCGCAGAUCUCCGGACUGUCCCAGUCGCAGCAGCAGCAACGCCGUGCUAUUACUGCUACUCAUAAUUUCCCGCAUAAUCUUUCGCGACAUAUGCAGCAGCAAAACCAUCCUCAGAAUCUGUUCAUGGCCAAUAAAAGUUAUUCGACAUGGUCGAAUCCUCAGCAGAACACCACUUGGUCUACGAUGACUCAGAGCCCUGCUAAUAUCACCAGUCUCUCGUCAUGGAACCGCGGUCGCUCAGUCCCGAAUUUGAAUCCACUCCAACAGUUGGCUAACCGUAAGCCAAGCCCCACGUUCAGUCAGCACUCCGGUAUGGUGAUUUCGCCUAAGUUUCGUCGCAGUACUUCGUACCCUGGAAAAAAUUUCCUCCCGCAAAACCCAGGCUUUGACGUGACAACCAUCGACGAAAACCGGGAUCUCCUUGCUUAUCAGGACCGGAACACCGGGAAUGGUGGUGGACCCUUAGAAAACAUGCGGAAUUUGGAAUUAUAUUUGAACGAUAUCAUGCGUGGAAAUGACAAUCCAGACCAGCAACUUAAAGGAUUUGUCAACUGCAAUCAAAACGCUCUUCAAUCGAUUGCCCAGAUGCACGCAGGUAAUGAUGAUUGUUCUAAGAAAUAUUACCGUAAUCGAUCUUCAAACAAUCCUCGUAGUGGGAAGUGCCUGUUUCCGACGCUAGAGGACCAGUCGAUUCUGGACGACGGGCAGAACCUGAACAACCCACCUCCGACCCUGAGCUCGCCAUCCCGUUCCUCGCCGCACAGCCAGAGCUCCGAGCCCGGCGAGAGAUUCUCCAGGAAAGUUUUCGUCGGCGGACUCCCACCAGACAUCGAUGAAGACGAGAUCACGUCGAGUUUCCGUCGGUUCGGGCCGCUGGUGGUGGACUGGCCGCACAAGGCCGAGAGCAAGUCGUACUUCCCGCCGAAGGGCUACGCGUUCCUGUUGUUCCAGGAGGAGAUCUCGGUGCAGCAGCUCAUGGAGACCUGCAUCCAGGACGAGGACAAGCUGUACCUGUGCGUCUCCUCGCCGACGAUCAAGGACAAGCCCGUCCAGAUCCGACCGUGGCGCCUCUCCGACGCCGACUUCGUCCUCGACGCCUCCAUGCCCCUCGACCCCCGCAAGACCGUCUUCGUCGGCGGCGUCCCCAGGCCGCUCAAAGCAGUCGAGCUAGCGAUGAUCAUGGACAGACUUUAUGGAGGUGUCUGCUACGCUGGAAUUGACACUGACCCGGAACUAAAGUACCCAAAAGGCGCCGGCCGAGUAGCAUUCAGCAACCAGCAAAGCUACAUCGCUGCUAUAUCCGCUCGAUUCGUCCAACUCCAACAUGCCGAUAUCGACAAAAGAGUUGAAGUGAAACCGUACGUGUUAGAUGAUCAGAUGUGUGAUGAAUGUCAGGGACAGCGUUGCGCUGGGAAGUUUGCACCCUUCUUUUGUGCAAACGUCACAUGUUUACAGUACUACUGUGAGCAUUGCUGGGCGACGAUUCACUCCCGACCCGGACGUGAAUUCCACAAACCACUCGUGAAGGAAGGUGCCGACCGACCUCGGGCUGUGCCGUUCCGUUGGUGUUAACAGCAGUGGUUUCAAUGUGCACUCUAAUCCAUAAUCGUAGUCCAAUUACGCUCUUCAUCUAGUUCAAUUUUAAGGAAACUCACGCAAGGACCUAAGCUUGCGUGACUGUAUUACUCAGGAAUUGAAAGCAGCGCCUCCCUUCUCGUUUUCAUAAGAAAAAAAGAAAAAAAAACCAUGUAUUUAUUUCUAGUUUCUCCUCCUCUGUUGGGAAAAACAGAAAAAAAAGUUUAUUUUCUUACUAGAGCAUAUUUUUACCUUUCAUUUUAUCUUUGACAUUUUUAAACGAAUGAUAUUUUAUUUAUAGUUGUGUAUUUUUUAUUUUUUAUGCAAAACGUUUGACUUCUGAUGGUUUUUAGAUAUUUUUUUUCUAUUCCUUCCUCUUUUUAUCCGACUGACUCAACGAACUGCGGGAGAAAAAAUUCAACUCGAUUACAACUUCAGUCGAGAGUCGCUGUAUUUGAAAAUUUAAGAAAUUAUUUUUCAAGGCGCCCAACACUAUUUUUUUGGCUCAGUGUCUGCUAAUUAAGUUUGGCCUUGUUAUUAAAACGUACCUUCUGUUGUUGUCAAUGAAUGUUGCAGCAACGUAAAAUAAAAAAUUUGAUUCAGCGCUGAAUCAUAGUACUGUUCUGACUGUUAUUGUUUUUUGCGAAAGUCUUUUUUGUUGCAAAGCAUUUGAAUUGUACUGUUGUUGCUCCAAUUUGGACCAUCCUGGUGCUAAAGGGGGAGUUUUCUAACUAACUCCAAUAUUUUGUGCAAUACUUUUGGAUGUUCCAGCCAUGAAAGUUUAAUUAGCAAGAAAUUGAAAUAAAAAAUUAGUCAAUGGGACAAGCCAGUCUUUUUAUAACUUUUCAUCGGGAAAAAUGCAGAAAGUAAGAGUUGUAAAGUCUCGUUGAGUCAGUCCAUUCAAUGCUUAUAUUCUCUUGUUGUUUAGAAUUAAGAUCGUGUAAUUAGAGCAUAAAAACACAUCACUUCAUACAUUGGUCCUUUUUAGUGGAUGAUAUCCUAUGAUUCGCCAGCAAGUUUCGAAAUGCAGUUUCGUUUGGAUUCAGAUAAAUACUUAACUUUUAUUUGGAUCUUAUGGAAAUCUUGAAUCCAUCUUGAGAGUUUCUUUUUUUUCAGUAUGACUAUUGAAUAAACGAAGCUCCUUAAAGCAAAGAGUCGUUGAUCUUCUAAGGAGAGCCGAGCAAGUGGCAUAACGGGACGUCAUCUCGGGAGACUAGCAUUUAGCGUUAGAAACGUUAGGAGCAUGUGUUAUUAUUUAAGUGAAAAUGGCUUUUACCAAGUUGUCUAACCACCGAAACUAGCGGAGCUAGAAUGUAUGUAAAACUCUGCUUUUUCUGCUAGUCUCUUCUUCCUGUGCAACAUUUUUCAAAUGACUGUGAAUCAUGUUACCUAUUUUUUAUUUUAUUCACUUUUUUAUUUGUGAGUUUUUUAUACCUUGUAUAUUUUCUCCUUUUUUCAUCGCUGAAGCUGAAGCGGAGAUGCCGCUGCUUUCAAUUCUCCGAGAUUAGUCAAAUUUCAUAAGCAGUUAUACUUUUAAUCAGAUACCUCUUAAUCAGUUCUAGAUCAGUGUAUAGUUGCCCUUGUUUAUGUUUCUUUCCGCUCAGCGGAGCUAUUUGUUCAUACCAUAUAUUUAGAGGGUUCAGUUUUUAUUUUAUUUUUUUUAUUUUUAUCUCUCCUUAGUCAACGUUUCUGUUUUCCUUUCUUCAUCCUUUCUAUUAACUAAUUGUAACUUGUAACUACCUACCUUACUAAAUGCAAGCAUAUAAGUGUGUACUCUUUGUACGUAUACAUACCAUAUUUAAACUUGAAUGUUGUAAUACAAUACCUUAGAUAUAUUUUUUUCUAUUCUCUUCUUUUUACAUUUCAGUGUAAAUAUGAUUUUUCUCGCCUGUUUGUUAUCGGGGAAAGGGGGUAGUACCAAUUUUAUUUUCCAAGAAAAAGUGUUACUUGAUUUCACAGUUUUUAUUUUUACGUUUUGUUAUUUUUUCUUUUUUAUUCAUUUAUUUUUAUCACGUUUUGACUUGGAAAAAUCUUGUAUGUUGUUUCCACUCUAAAGGGACAUCUCUUGCAUAUGCGUGUCUACUUUUGACUCUUGAGAUUGUUGAUUUUUCAAAAACUUAAAUAUUUUUCUCAUUCUUGACAAAAAAAAAAAAAACGGAAAAUGAAAUAUGUAUGUUUUCGAGUAAUGCAAUUUUUAUAAUUUUUCUCUCUUUUUUAUAAUUUUAUGUCUUAAGUAAUUUUGGUUAAUAGGCUAUAAUUAUCUAUUUUAUCAAAUUGAUACACUAAUGGUUUUACUUCGGCGGGUACGGUAAAGUCGAUGUCACGAUUUCCUCUUGCAUGCAGUUCAUUUCUCUCCCUGCGCAACCACACCUAAGAUUAGUGUAAAAUUUUACUACUAUCGACUAUGGUUACUCAUAUUUUAAUUGAAUUAAUUGAGUCUCUUUUAAAUUAAUUUAAAAUUGAUAUAUCAAUUGCUUCUUGCAUUUUGAACCUCUCUUGUGUCAACCGUAUGAAGAUGUUUGAAAUGUGCUAGCAAAUUUUUCAAGGUAGUCCAAAUUGCUGUUGAAUUGAUGUUAAUCAUUGUAAAGUAAUUAGUUCAUACUUUUUGUUUUAUUCUUAGCUAACUUUUUUUUCUCUUUUCUCGGGAAAAAAAACAAAAAAGGUUAUUUUGUUUAUUUGUUUAUUUUUUUUACCCUUGCGCGUAUAGGUAGUUCAAUUUUUACAUUGGAUAGAUAAUUCACGGAAGUUUGUCUGUAGUUAGAAAAUAUUUUGUAAAAAAAAAAUUAAAAAAGAUAUAGCUGUACUUUGCUUAAGAGCAUACUAUUUUUUUAACUGUUGUGUAAAGUCAAAGUGAAUUAGGAGUUUGAAAAACAUUAACUGGACUUUAUGCAUCUCCAUCCAAAAAACAGUGAAUUCUCGGCAAGGUUUUUAUUUCGAUUUGUAGUUUUUACUCCACCAAAUGACCAACUUUCAAUGGUGAUAAUUCCUCCUUUAAAAAGGAAGGGAAACGCCAGCUACUUUCAAGUAAUGACCCUUUAAAAGCAGAUAGAU